Messenger RNA from Zymoseptoria tritici IPO323, 456 nucleotides. RefSeq lists its product as uncharacterized. NCBI's taxonomy places the organism in Eukaryota, Fungi, Ascomycota, Dothideomycetes, Mycosphaerellales, Mycosphaerellaceae. The record is from RefSeq and is a predicted model, not a curated record. Gene Ontology annotation, cellular component: nucleus; cytoplasm. Gene Ontology annotation, molecular function: protein tyrosine phosphatase activity. The transcript has 3 exons. The coding region runs from base 1 to 456 and encodes 151 amino acids.
AUGUCUUCCAAGGCGCAACCCGAUACUGAGAAGCCAUGGCAUGCCAGUUUCCCUCCUCCUCGGUCGAAUGCCGGCACGAUGUCGCCGGAGCAGUUACUAGAGCUGCUUCAAGACGAGAGGAAGCUGCCUGGCCGUGAUUUUCUACUUAUAGACCUGCGGCGUUCUGAUCACAAGGGCAGUACUAUUCGCGGCUCUCUGAACCUACCAGCGCAGUCGCUAUGGUACAGUCUGGAUUCCUUGUAUGAGCUUUGUCAAGCUGCAGGCGUAUCCACUGUGGCAUUCUACUGCGGGUCAUCACGAGGACGGGGGAACAGAGCAGCUUGCUGGUUUCAAGACGUUUUAGCCCGUCGCGGCGAAACUAACAUGAAGUCUUUCGUUUUAGCUGGGGGCAUUGAUGGAUGGUUCGAGGCGGGGGGGAACUACGCAAACUUUGUCGACGGGAAAUCGAUAGAAUAG